AUGUUGACGUUAACUGUGCCCGAGGCUGCAGCUUCCACCGACGAGAUCCAGUUUAAGCUGGUGCUUGAUGGUCAGCCUCCAGAGACCUUGACCGAGUAUCUUGAACGUCACGAGUAUCUUCAACCUACGGUGUUUCGAUCCUUUCAACAAAUAAGUUGGCUGCACGAAAAGCUCACGCGUGCCUUCCCGGAACUAGUGGUUCCUCCUCUGCCUGAACCACCAGUGUCAAUACGCAUGGAUGAUCAAGACUAUGUCGAACGCAAGCGGUUGCAAGUAGCUCGAUUCUUUGAAAAGGUGGCUACCCGUCCCGAGUUUACGCAGCACCGGAAUUUCAUGCAUUUCAUGUCAAGCGAGAUGACACCUACCGAAGUGGGUCCUUCUGGCCGUGGGGUCUUGUCCUUUUUACGCUUCAAUCGUGUCAGAAACUCGGAUCGUGGAUUCAAAUCUUACAAAGCGACUGAACAUGUGGAAGGCAACGAUCAAGACACCUUUCAUCGUCAUCAGAUUUAUAUUCUCAUGCUUGAAACUUAUUUUGGUGCAAUCAAUGAAUCACUCAAUCAGCUGAUCCACACCCGUGAAGCUUUGGCUGACAUGUUGGCUCAUAUGGGCGACCUUGUUAUUGAAACGACACAAAGCAAAUAUCGGCUUGGCAACGGGGACUCUGAAAAGCAUCGCAAAGCACAACGUGCCCUUGAUCACAAAAUGCAAGUGUUUGGAUUGCUCAUGGAUGAGCUUGGUUUCAUUUAUACACGCCAGGGCAUUGAAGAGACAAUGAAAUUUGGUGAUGUCAUGAUUGAAUACAAAAACUCUAUGGAUGGUCUCAAGACUUCAUUCAACACACGGACACAAAAGCUGAUGGAGUAUGUGGACAGCAUGAAAUUACGCAACAAGAAACGCGACAAGGCUGAUCGACUCAAAUUACGGAUGGGUUUGAAUGCACCAGAGGUGCAAGCUACAAUUGCUGAAGAGGAAGAGGCUACACAAGAGCUGCAGGCCAGCCGUCAAGAAUUUGAUGCAUGUCAAGCCAAGGUCAAGCAAGAGAUUCAAUUAUUCGAGACACAAAAGCAACAUGAUAUCAAGCGAGCCAUCCACGAUUAUGUACAAUUGAGCCUACGCUAUGAAAGGACCAACAUGAACAGCCUCGAGAAAGCAUUGGAGGAAUUACGACAAUUUCAUCCCAAACCAGCUGUGCAUCCAUUAUUAUCAGAUGAAGAAGCGAGUUCUGCUACAUCAUCAUCCACAUACCAUCGACGUCGGAGGCGAAGGAGAGGGAGUAAGCAUGGACCACAAGCGAUCUUAUCCUCAGCAUCCUUACCCACGUCAACACGUAAACAACAAUCUUCGGAUGAUCAUGAGGAUGAACAAGAGGAGACCAAGAUGACUACGGAGCCAACAUCUACUACUUCAUCAAGGGUAUCACCGUUUAUUCGAUAUGAAGGACAGCCAAGGAAACACAUGUCAUCGUCCUAUGAUGAACGGAUGGGUGCAGGAGCCUGGAGCAACAAUGAAUAA
Molecule: messenger RNA, 1512 nt
Organism: Lichtheimia ornata
Lineage: Eukaryota; Fungi; Mucoromycota; Mucoromycetes; Mucorales; Lichtheimiaceae
Exons: 7
Coding region: 1-1512 (503 amino acids)
Cellular component (GO): endosome
Molecular function (GO): phosphatidylinositol binding
Source: RefSeq, a predicted model, not a curated record